UAGACUAAAAUUUAGCUUGAUAAUAUUGGCUUGAACUUCCUGAUGUAAUUUUGCAUUUUAUUGUCACAGACAGCGAAAAUAGAGCGUAGAGGUACUUCUAAAGUGGAGUAUUUGCAAGAAAUAGAAUAGAAAGUGCAAGAAGAGAAAAGCAAAGUGCACUAUGCAGAGUGCGUUUCUUUCUUUUGAAGUUGUAUUGAGACAUCAGUCGUUUUUAAUUAGCACUUCAAUCUAAUGCUGAUUUAUCAAUAGCCAGAACGAACGUUAAAAUUUUCUGAAUAUGUGAACAAUUAAACACUUGAAUAUUUUGUGAAGAACUUUCCAUUGUUAUGUACAUUCCACAGAGAGUCCCCUUGCCAAUAGAAUACAGAACUUAUGACUUACAGAGCCUGCUGAAGAUGAGUGGAAUUUAACGAUUUUACGUUGUUCCCAAAAUAAUGCUGUUCUUUGUGAUAACAUUGCAAAGCAAUUUUGAGACAAAUUCACAAAGCAACAUUAUUAAACAAAUAUUCCAGCUUAUUUAUGUGUGAUCUGUAAAGCAGCAACAUCGCCAUUCAUUUACACGCCAUUCUCAUAACGGAACUACCUUCGCCUCUUAUAGUGAAUGCAAAAUUAAAUGAAAAAAACAAAAUAAUGUUGCUAGAGAGGCUAGAUAAAAAACUGAACUUAACUAAAAAACUAUCUCACUAUCGUCGUUAGGAGCAUAGAGACAAAAAAAAAAAUAUUUGAAAAGAAGAAAGAACACAAUUUUCAAAUGAUUGGAAAGCCCCUUAGAAGAAAACUCUGAAGCAAAUCAGUUGUAAAUUUGCAAUCGACUGUGAACUCGAAAUUGUAAGGGUCUCCGUUAAAGCAUAAAAAAAAGAAGAAAAGAACAGUUGCGCAAUUGUGAAAAUAAAGAUAGACGGCUGACGACCUUUGGUUUAAAAACCUAUUGAUAAUCGUAAAAGGAUCACACAACCAACAAAAGGAAACCCAACCUCCAGCGGCAACAAACGUGCGACAAGAGCGUACAAAUUUGUUACAUUACUUCAGCAAAUGAUAAUUAAAUUAUAAAAAAAUUUUAUGACUGAAAAAAUUUAUAGAAUUUCUAUGAUUUUACAAGUGGUUAUGUAAUAGAAAGCAAUGUCAAGCAUUAUAUAUGCAAAAGUUUAUACACCAUAAUGCGAAUAAUUUAUGAGACAACGUGGAUAAAAAAAAAAGUAAAUACCGGCAAAGUUGACAAAACGUGUUCAUAAAAAAUUUAAGAUUUAUAAUUAAAAAAGUCGAGAAAUUAAUUUUUCUCUUCCCUUUUUUCUGUGUUACGUGCGUUAUGUGCAUUUAAAAAUAACUAAAAAAGACAAAUUGACGUUCAAAAAAUAAUCAUAAAAAAUUCUCGCAACAGUUUUCUACUCGCAAAGAACUCUUUUAUAUAGUAAAGAGAAUAUCAUUUUCUCUUCAAAUAUUUGCUUGCCUUUAUCUCUAAUGCUUGCGUAAUCUCUUUUAGACUGAAUUAAACAGAAAAAAAAAAAAACAGAAAAACAAAACCAAUACAGAGUAGUAUAAAAUGCCUGAACCAACUUUGUAUUCUUACGGGCUCGAACCGCCAAAAAAGCCACCAAUAAUUAAACUUUCUUGUGGUAUCGGUGAUACGGAUGGUUUUCCAGCAUUUGAUGUAGAUUCCGAUGCUUAUACCAUUAAAGAUGAUUCCAAGUGGGGUUUUCUCAUUACCGGCGGUGCAGAGUUUCAUAUGCCAUUAACCGUAUUUCAGGUAACAACCGGUGGUUUGGCCGAUCAAGGUGGCAUACGAUUAGGCGACAUCAUAUUGGAAAUAAACGAGGAGGACGCAACACAAUUGACAUUGGCCCAGGCGCACGAAAAGAUAGACGCAGUCGGGAAAAAGAUUCAUUUUCUUGUUAAGACCAUGGAAGAGGAUCAAGAAUAUGGGUUCGAGCAAGGUGAAGAGAAGUCUAUUGUGCUACGAGUACCGAAACCUCUACCGCCACCGAAAGUGGCUUCGAUUGAGGCACGUUUAAAGGAAAUGCAACGCAAACUCUCCGAAAUCGCCGAAAUACCAAAAAUUUUAUCAUCAACUUUGGCUACUGUUUCGCAGACCUUCGAUAAAUUGACAAAUGCAACGCAACAACAAAAACGCAAAUUUUCCUACGAUGAAGAUGCUUACGAUUAUGAGCUAAGCUAUAACGAUGAUAAUAAUGAUGAUAAUGUGGAGAAAUAUGACGCCAAUAAGGCGUACUUGGAAUUGAAGCAACGCAUUUCUCAGCACCAUUUACGGCAGUCUAAAGAUUCGACCCCAGAAUCGGACUAUGCUUCAGAAAAUGGUGAUGGUUUGACUUACAGUAUAAUCAGAGAUAAUAACAGUUCCGCUGAGGAGGAAGAUAACUUUCACUUAUGUGAAAAUUAUGUUAAAAAUGAAAAAGAAGAAUUCAACACAAAUUCUAACGCAAAUGUUGAACAUCGUGAAUACCAUCGACACCAUGAUGAUGGAGAUGAGAGCGAUGAAGAUGAUUUUCUUACAACUACUUUUACUUGGCAUAUGCGUAAUUUGCGUAAAUCCGAAUUAACAGAGAAAGAACUCGAACGGAGAACAUCUCCUGUUUUUACAUCGAUGACCGCGACGACAACGACGAUUGGUGACAGUGACGCAAACAAGACAAGUAAUUAUGAUAAUGCGUUUGGCGUUACCGGUAAAGAUGGACAACAAAAGCAUAAGUUAGAUAAAUUGGAACGUUGCUGGCCUUGGGCAGACCGCGAGAGAAUCAUUUACAAGCAGUCCACUUGUCAUUUAGUGCCACGCCGGCCAUUGGGUCUUAUCGAGAAACGUAUUCAAUUGUUGGCUAAGAACAAUCUUUUGGAGCAUUUAACUAAAGCUCCAAGUCCUUGAAAGGGAUUUUUAUGGGACUUCUGUUUUUUCAAUGUUUCACUAAACAUUGUCCUAUAAAAUGUUUUUUAAGUUAAUUACACAAAUAAACACUUUGAUUAAACUGAUAAAAAU
Messenger RNA from Glossina fuscipes, 2986 nucleotides. Its product is annotated as PDZ and LIM domain protein 7. Bases 1541 to 2875 code for a protein of 444 amino acids. The record is from RefSeq and is a predicted model, not a curated record. Gene Ontology annotation, biological process: muscle structure development; actin cytoskeleton organization. The transcript is spliced from 6 exons. Gene Ontology annotation, molecular function: muscle alpha-actinin binding; actin binding. Lineage: Eukaryota; Metazoa; Arthropoda; Insecta; Diptera; Glossinidae. Gene Ontology annotation, cellular component: stress fiber; filamentous actin; Z disc.